AUGAAUGCAGUAGAGCGUCUAGUGCAUUACACAGAUAAUCUCGAAAGUGAACCUGCAUCAAUAGUUCCUGACAAUAGACCAUCAUCUGAAUGGCCUGUUAAAGGAGAGAUAUUUAUAGAUAAUUUGGUUAUGCAAUAUGGACCUGAAAGUCCACCAGUGAUAAAAGAUGUUACAAUUCAUAUAAAAGAUUGUGAAAAAAUAGGAUGUGGAAAGUCUACAUUUGCAACUUCAUUCUUUAGAUUUAUUGAACCAAAAUCAGGACAGAUUAUUGUUGAUGGAAUAGAUAUCACUAAAAUAGGAUUAAAAGAUCUUAGAAAUCCCUUCAGCGAAUACAAAGACAUAACAUUAUGGAAUGCUCUUCGUCGAGCUCAUCUAAUAAAUGGUGACACCGAAGAUGAAUACAAUGACUACCUCAUUAAUAAUGAGAAAUCAAGACUUUCGCACAAGUUAUUAGCCACCGAAACGCCAAUAUCAAAAAAACAAGAUUUACAUUUAGAUAGUCCAGUUAGAGAAAAUGGAAGUAAUUUUUCACAAGGACAACAGCAAUUAAUAGCUUUGGCUAGAGCAUUGGUUCGACAUUCAAAAAUAAUAAUAAUGGACGAAGCCACUGCAAGUGUAGAUUACAAAACUGAUUGUUUAAUCCAAAAAACUAUCAGAGAGGAAUUUGUGAAUAGUACUGUCAUUACUAUUGCACAUAGGUUGAGAACCGUGGUUGAUUAUGACAAAGUUUUAGUUAUGGCAAUGUGUGAAUCGAGUGGAGAGUUUAAUGAACUAGUGGAACUCGCUAAGCAAAAAUAUGAAGGUGAUAAUUUAG
This is a messenger RNA of Racocetra fulgida, 814 nucleotides long. Lineage: Eukaryota; Fungi; Glomeromycota; Glomeromycetes; Diversisporales; Gigasporaceae. The record is from the annotation of a GenBank genome assembly.